AUGGCGGACUGGAACUUGUUGGGCAAGCUUCUGGAGAGUGCCCAGGAGCACUCCACCGUAGUAGGCAAGGUCUGGCUGACCGUGCUCUUCAUCUUCAGGAUCCUGGUGCUAGGAGCUGCAGCUGAGAAGGUGUGGGGUGAUGAGCAGUCUGGCUUCACCUGCGACACCAAGCAGCCUGGUUGUCAGAAUGUCUGCUAUGACAAGACUUUCCCCAUCUCUCAUAUCCGCUUCUGGGUGCUGCAGAUCAUCUUCGUGUCCACACCCACUCUCAUCUACCUGGGCCACAUCCUGCACCUGGUGCGCAUGGAGGAGAAACAGAAGCAGAAAGACUUGGCUGCGCAAUUGGCCAUCCACAAUGACAAGCAGCAGCUGCUGCCCGACGCCAAGCCCAAGAAGCCCCCCGUCCGGGACGACUUUGGCCGCAUCCGCCUGCAGGGGGUCCUGUUACGCACAUACGUCUUCAACAUCAUCUUCAAAACCCUGUUCGAGGUGGUAUUUAUCAUCGCUCAGUACCUGCUCUAUGGGUUUGAGCUGAAGCCUCUGUACACCUGCAACCGCUCACCCUGCCCCAACGUGGUGAACUGCUACAUCUCCAGGCCCACAGAGAAGACUAUCUUCAUCCUCUUCAUGUUGGCAGUGGCAUGUGUCUCACUGGUGCUAAACAUAGUGGAGAUGUAUCACCUGGGGUUCACCAAGUGCCGCCGGUACAGAUGUGCCCAGUCCACAUGUGAGACAGGGUCCAAGGCCCCCAGCGAGGCAGUGGUGCCUUUUGUCCCAAACUAUAACUACUUCCCCAGGCACCACCCAGCCAAUGAGCCCUACCAUGCAGAUCAGUACAUCUUGAAUGAGCCUGACUCUACCUACCACCCCUACAACAGCAAAGUGGCUUACAAGCAGAACAGAGACAACCUGGCUGUAGAGAUGAACAGUAAACCAGAAGGGGGUGACACCACAGAAAGGAAAUGCUCCAGUUCUGCUCCAGGGUCGCCUUCAGAGAAACAACGGCGAUCCAGCAAGCACAGCAAUAGUAAGACCAGACUAGAUGAUCUGAAGAUCUGA
Molecule: messenger RNA, 1059 nt
Organism: Coregonus sp. 'balchen'
Lineage: Eukaryota; Metazoa; Chordata; Actinopteri; Salmoniformes; Salmonidae
Source: the annotation of a GenBank genome assembly